CUGGGCUGGACGGCCAGCGAGGACCUGCUGUGCAUCCAGGAGGACGGCACCGUUCUCAUCUACAACCUCUUCUGCGAGUUCAAGCGCCACUUCAGCAUGGGCAACGAGGUGCUGCAGAACCACGUGCUGGAGGCAAAGGUCUUCCACACAGAGUAUGGCACCGGCGUGGCCAUCCUCACCGGGGCACACCGCUUCUCCCUGACCACCAACAUCGACGACCUGAAGCUGCGCAGGAUGCCCGAGGUUCCCGGUUUGCAGAAGCCACCGUCCUGCUGGGCCGUGCUGUCCCAGGACAGAGUCACCAUCAUCCUGCUGGCAGUCGGACAGGACCUCUACCUCCUGGAUAACACCUCCUGCUCCGUGGUGACCCCCCCUGGCAUGAGCCCCUCCGCCGGCGCCUAUCUGCAGAUGGCCGUGUCCUUCAACUACCGCUGCCUCGCGCUCUUCACCGACACUGGCUACAUCUGGAUGGGGCUGGCCACGCUGAAGGAGAAGCUCUGCGAGUUCAACAGCAGCAUCCGAUCUCCGCCCAAGCAGAUGGUUUGGUGCAUGCGUCCCCGGAGCCGGCAGCGUGCCGUGGUGGUGGCCUGGGACCGGCAGCUGAUGGUGGUGGGGAACUCCACGGAGUGCAUCCAGUUUGUCCUGGAUGAGGACUCCUACCUGGUGCCGGAGCUGGAUGGGGUCCGGAUCUUGUCUCGCACCUCCCACGAGUUCCUGCACGAGAUUCCAGGGCUCACCCUGGCCGGUGAGCACCCCACCGCCCUCCUCACGGGCUGCGCUCCCCUGCAGAAGGAGAGCCAGAAGGCAGACGAGUACCUGCGGGAGAUCAAGGACCAGAAGCUGCUCCCGGAGGCAGUGAGCCAGUGCAUCGAGGCAGCCGGCUACGAGCAUGAGCCGGACACCCAGAAGUCACUGCUGAGGGCAGCCUCCUUCGGGAAGUGCUUCAUCGACAAGUUCCCCCCGGAGAGCUUCGUGCGCAUGUGCCAGGACCUGCGGGUGCUCAACGCCAUCCGGGACUACCAGAUCGGCAUCCCCCUCACCUUCACCCAAUACAAACGGCUCACCAUCGAGGUCCUGCUGGACAGGUAA
Molecule: messenger RNA, 1089 nt
Organism: Pelecanus crispus (Dalmatian pelican)
Lineage: Eukaryota; Metazoa; Chordata; Aves; Pelecaniformes; Pelecanidae
Source: RefSeq, a predicted model, not a curated record